Messenger RNA from Acanthaster planci (crown-of-thorns starfish), 1903 nucleotides. RefSeq lists its product as uncharacterized. The record is from RefSeq and is a predicted model, not a curated record. NCBI's taxonomy places the organism in Eukaryota, Metazoa, Echinodermata, Asteroidea, Valvatida, Acanthasteridae.
AUCGCGAAGGGCUGUAGUCUUGAGCAUGUUGGGAGAGGCUGAGCGAGGGAAAAUCGAAUUUUAAAUUGCCGAUUGUCCACCGGAAUACAUGUAGUUCUCCAUUUCUUACUUAGUGACAGCAACUUGGAAAGAGCGUGAGUCAAUCUGGAAAAAUUGUGGCAGAAUGUAAUUGAAUAAGUCUGCAACUCAAGUGGUCCUGGAAGAACUUCAAAGAUGAGAGCAUUUGGACAUCAAAGUCAAUUUAACUUCCACAAAAAGAGUGCACGUCCACAAGUCUUGGAAUAAUUUUCAUUGUCAGACACCAAGCAUGAACACUCUGUUUUCAAGAGUCUUCUGUCAUCACUUCAUGCAGGAGCCCAUAAGGCAUACAAUUUACAUGUACUUAAAAUUUAGCAGUUACAGUCAAUGCAGCUUUCAAAGUUCAAAUUAUCCCAAAACUAGCUCCUGUGUCAUAAACAGUGCUGUGAUCUCACCAACAAAGUUUCCACAUUAUGGAAGUGUGCACCUGUCCACCCAUCCUUGCCGAUUGCAGCUCCACAAGUCUGCUUCAUAUGAGGUACCAGCUUGUCUCAGAAACAUUUCCCGGCCAGCAACGAUGGCCCCUCUGGAAUCCAUGCCAGUGCUCCAAAGUUGCAAAAGCGUUGCCAGUAAACGCCACGUUAUCUCCAGGCCCCACUCUGCCAAUGACAAAAGCAACAAAGGUGCUGUUCCCCAUCAUGAUACGGUGUUACUGCGCAUGCAGAGACUGGAGAACUCUCUUCGUUACCAUGGAUAUUCAACCAUCCGAAUUGGGUUGGUUCUUGUUGUUGUUAUUGGAAUUGCUGUCUACAUCUUCCGGGAGGCCAUCCGUGAAAACGUGGCGGAGGAGGUGUCCCAGGUUGCCACGCGCUCCCUGGAGGACCGACUCGUUGCGGAGAGAGCCGAGGAGUUUGCCAAGGGCCUCUUGAAUGCCCUGCUGAAGGAUGAGCCCAUGCAUCAGUUAGCGAGCCAAUUUGUCGUGGAGGUGCUGCAGCGUGCGGAGACCAAGCAAGCAAUGAACACCUUAGUGAUGGACGUGCUUAAAGACCCUAACACCAAAGCACAGUUAACAGCCACAGUUAAGCAGGUAAUAGUAACAGCACUGAAUGAUGAGGACUCCCAGGCCUACAUUAAAUCAGUGCUGAGUACCAUACUCUCCGACAAGGAGACCAGACGUGCUGUCGUAAACCUGCUAGGCUACGUGUUCCGAGAGAGGGAAGUCAAAGAGCAAACGGCAGCUUUCUUCCAGGAGGUGCUGAAGUCAGAGACAGUAGUGGACCAGGCAACACAGCUAGGGAAGCAAGUCACAAACAGCGUCAUCAGUGAUCCAGUUCUCCAGGAAAAGACAGGAGACUCGCUGUGGACAGCCCUGGUUUAUUCUGUUACUCCCAGAUGGUUUAGUGGGUCAUCUACACCAUCAUCGUCGCCAUCUGCUCCACCUGACAGUAGUCAUGUAACACAGGAUAAGAUACCGCAGACCGAUAGGGUACGGCAGGAUUCUGACGAGGAGUCUGUGCUUGGUGGCUAGUCUCUUGAAAUAUGACUCACUUGCACUGACAUCUGUCUUUAUGCAAUUCAAGGAGUUUCAACUGCGUACUUGUACACUCACUCACCAUUCUGUGUUGUGACAAAAUGUAUCAACUUUAUUUGAAUGAUUUUAUUUAUUAUAUUUUUAGAACCAGAAAAGAAAUAUUGUAGGACCUGUUGAUUUACCGUUUAUGCAAAAUACAUUCUCUUUAUUGAAAAGUCUGAGAAAAUGUACUAGUAUUUGUUUUAAUACUGCAAUAAAUUCUAAAUGCCAUUGUUAUUUGUACAUAUUUUUACUAAACACAACACUUCUUGUUAUAUUAAAUGAAUAAAAACCAGAAGGAAAAAAACCUAAAGA